GACAGCGAGAGGGUGGGACGACACGACCCAGUUGGGCCGGGACCGGAGCUUGGCUUGCUUCCAAGUCAAGUCGUCGUUGCCACCUCCGGUCUUUCCAUUUUGGCUUCAUUGUGUGCACACCCCAUCAUGAGGCGCAUCGUGGAAUUCGGUUGUGGUGCCGGUGGUUGUUCUGCGCUCCCGAGCUUUUGAUAAGUGUCUGGGCGACCUAAAACCGCACCCCGGGCCGGGAGCUCGGCCGCGGUUCGCGCAUGGAGGCAGCAACUGGAUGCAGUGGAGGGAUGAGGGGUUUGGCUCUUGGCGUCGUCUUGGUGCUCUCGGCGUGUGUCCGAGCAUGCCAUGGCAUGACAGACAGCGAGGACACUUCUGUUCUCCGGGCGUUGAUGGAUCAGUGGCAGAACGCGCCACCGACCUGGGGACAGUCCGACGAUCCAUGCGGCGAUUCGCCAUGGGAAGGAGUGGCAUGCAGCAGCAACAAAGUGAUCUCCAUAAAACUGUCCACUAUGGGCAUCGAAGGAGCUCUAGCUGCUGACAUAGGGCAGCUCAGUGGCCUGCAAUCCCUGGACCUGUCAUUCAACAAGGACCUCGGCGGUGUGCUCACUCCGACCAUUGGAAACUUGAAGCAGCUCACCACCUUGAUUCUAGCCGGUUGCAGUUUCCAUGGCACCAUACCGGAUGAGCUUGGGAGUUUGCCAAAGUUGUCCUACAUGGCAUUGAACUCAAAUCAGUUCUCUGGAAAAAUACCAGCUUCACUGGGAAAUCUCUCCAGCCUCUAUUGGUUUGAUAUCGCCGACAAUCAAUUGAGCGGUCCCUUGCCGAUUUCGACAAGUGAUGGAAUGGGUCUAGACAAGCUCUUCAACACCAAACACUUUCACUUCAACAAGAACCAAUUGUCUGGUCCAAUCCCUGAUGCUCUCUUGAGCCCUGAGAUGACACUGAUCCAUCUACUCUUGGAUGGAAAUAAAUUCACCGGGAGUAUCCCAGACUCUCUUGGACUUGUCAGUACACUUGAAGUUGUCCGGCUGGACAGAAAUUCCCUCUCUGGCCCAGUUCCUUUAAAUCUGAAUAACCUCACCAAAGUAAAUGAGCUCAACUUAGCCAACAACCAGCUGACCGGACCAUUGCCAGAUCUAUCUGGGAUGGCUCUUCUCAAUUACGUUGAUCUGAGCAACAACACAUUUGAUCCUUCCCCGAGCCCACCAUGGUUUUGGAAGUUGCCACAGCUCUCAGCUUUGAUCAUACAGUCUGGAAGGCUCUACGGUCCCGUGCCGACAAGGCUGUUCAGCAGUCCACAGUUGCAGCAAGUGAUCCUCGAUGGAAACGCGUUCAACGGCACACUGGACAUGGGCAUCAGCAUCAGCAGCGAGCUGAGCCUCGUGAGCUUCAAGGACAACGAGUUCUCCGCCUACACGGUGACCGCCGGCUACAACGGCACACUUGCGCUUGCCGGGAACCCGGUGUGCGAGCGCCUGCCGAACACGCCGUACUGCAACGUGAAGCAGCGGCUGGAAGCGGUGCCGUACUCUACGAGCCUGGUGAAGUGCUUAUCGGGGUCGUGCCCGGCGGGGCAGAGCCUGAGCCCGCAGAGCUGCGCGUGCGCGUACCCGUACCAGGGGGUCAUGUACUUCCGCGCGCCCUUCUUCCGGGACGUGACCAACGGCACCGCGUUCCAGGCACUGGAGAUUAAGCUGUGGACCAAACUGAGCCUCACCCCAGGCUCCGUCUACCUGCAGGACCCCUCCUUCAACAGCGACUCCUACAUGGUGGUGCAGGUCAAGCUCUUCCCCUCCGGCAGCAGCGCCUACUUUAACCGCUCCGAGGUCAUUCGCAUCGGUUUCGACCUCAGCAACCAGACUUUCAAGCCGCCCAAGGAGUUUGGACCCUACUACUUCAUCGCCUCGCCGUAUCCCUUCCCAGAAAACGGGUCGUCGUCGAAGAGCAAGGGCGUGAUCAUCGGGAUAGCGGUGGGCUGCGGCGUCCUGGGACUUGCGCUCGCCGGAGCGGCCGUCUAUGCGUUUGUGCAGAGGCGGCGGGCGCAGAAGGCGAAGCAGGAGCUCGGCGGGCCUUUCGCGUCGUGGGCUCGGAGCGAAGAGAGGGGCGGCGCUCCGCGGCUGAAAGGGGCGAGGUGGUUCUCCUACGAGGAGCUCAAGAAGAGCACCAACAACUUCGCCGAAGCAAACGAGCUCGGCUACGGCGGGUACGGCAAGGUUUACAGGGGCAUGCUGCCGACGGGGCAGUUCAUCGCCAUCAAGAGGGCGCAGCAAGGGUCCAUGCAGGGCGGGCAGGAGUUCAAGACGGAGAUCGAGCUGCUCUCGCGCGUGCACCACAAGAACCUCGUUGGCCUCGUUGGCUUCUGCUUCGAGCAGGGGGAGCAGAUGCUCGUCUACGAGUUCAUACCCGGCGGCACGGUGCGCGACAGCCUCUCCGGUAAGAGCGGGCUGCAUCUGGACUGGAAGAAGCGGCUCCGGGUGGCGCUCGGCGCGGCGCGCGGACUGGCCUACCUUCACGAGCUCGCCGACCCUCCGAUCAUCCACCGGGACGUCAAAUCCAGCAACAUCCUCAUGGACGAGCACCUCACGGCCAAGGUCGCCGACUUCGGCCUCUCCAAGUUAGUGUCGGACAGCGAGAGGGGCCACGUCAGUACCCAAGUGAAAGGAACACUGGGCUAUCUGGAUCCUGAAUAUUACAUGUCGCAGCAACUUACCGAGAAGAGCGACGUUUACAGUUUCGGCGUGGUAAUGCUCGAACUGAUCGUCGCGAAGCAGCCGAUCGAGAAGGGCAAGUACAUCGUCCGCGAGGUGAAGAGGAUUUUGGACGCCUCUGACACCGAGUUCUGCGGUCUCAAGGACAUGAUAGAUGCCAGGAUCAUGAACACCACCAGUCUCGCGGCGUUCAGCAAGUUUGUUCAGCUGGCCCUCAAGUGCCUGGACGAGGUGGCCACGGCCCGACCGUCCAUGAGCGACAUCGUCAAGGAGAUCGAGAUGAUGCUGCAGAGCGAGGGGCUUAGCAGCGCCUCGACGUCCGCCUCAACAUCUGCAACUGAUUUCGAAGUCACAAAGGGAGCUCCUCGCCAUCCUUACAAUGAUGCUCUCCUUAAGGACAAGGACGUAAGCACCGACUCAUUCGACUAUAGCGGAGGAUAUUCCUUCCAAUCCAAGAUCGAACCAAAAUAGCUGAUUUCUGGAUUAAGAUUCUCUUUUCCUCGUCCUUUUUCUUCCUCCUCAGCAAGUGGCUUGAAGAAUAUGUAGAGAUAUGAAGAAUUUUUUUAUUGUAUGCGUGCGCUCGGUACUUGUUGCACUCUGAUUCUGUAUGGUGAUGUUCUGAUGUAUGGUUAGAAGAAACAUCAAGAACGAACCUAGUUGCCUCUAAAGUGUUACACUUACUGUAAUUUUUGGACUAAAUGUACCACUGGAGGCCACCAAGGAAUUUAUAGAGCAAAGAUGACA
Molecule: messenger RNA, 3443 nt
Organism: Phragmites australis (common reed)
Lineage: Eukaryota; Viridiplantae; Streptophyta; Magnoliopsida; Poales; Poaceae
Product: leucine-rich repeat receptor protein kinase HPCA1-like
Exons: 17
Coding region: 249-3170 (973 amino acids)
Biological process (GO): protein phosphorylation
Molecular function (GO): ATP binding; protein kinase activity; protein binding
Source: RefSeq, a predicted model, not a curated record